Mus caroli (Ryukyu mouse) is the source of this 414-nucleotide messenger RNA. Its product is annotated as DAZ-associated protein 2-like. The record is from RefSeq and is a predicted model, not a curated record. Lineage: Eukaryota; Metazoa; Chordata; Mammalia; Rodentia; Muridae.
AUGAACAGCAACAGUCAAUAUCCAACACAGCCUACCUACCCUGUGCAAUCUCCUGGGAAUCCAGUAUCUCCUAAGUUCUUACAUCUUCCUCAGGCUCCACCCUAUACUGACGCUCUGCCUGCAUACCAGAGUUCUUUUGUGGCUGUUGAGCCUUUAGGCUCCACAAUUCACAUGGCUUAUUAUCCAGUUGGUCCCGUCUAUCCACCUCGCUCAGCAGUGCUGGUGGCAGGAGGGUAUGAUGCAGGUGCCAGAUUUGGAGCUGGCGCCCCCGAUGGCAGCAUUCCUCCUCCACCUCCUGGAUGCCCUCUGAACACUGCCCAGCUUGCAAUUAUGCAGAGAGCCAAAGUCCUUGUAACUCAGCGCAAGGGAAACUUCUUCACGGAUGUCUCAGAUGGUGGUUACUUCAUUUGGUGA